Folsomia candida is the source of this 2609-nucleotide messenger RNA. RefSeq names its product zinc finger protein 93. The transcript has 5 exons. Bases 161 to 2437 code for a protein of 758 amino acids. Gene Ontology annotation, biological process: regulation of transcription by RNA polymerase II. The record is from RefSeq and is a predicted model, not a curated record. NCBI's taxonomy places the organism in Eukaryota, Metazoa, Arthropoda, Collembola, Entomobryomorpha, Isotomidae. Gene Ontology annotation, molecular function: RNA polymerase II transcription regulatory region sequence-specific DNA binding; DNA-binding transcription factor activity, RNA polymerase II-specific. Gene Ontology annotation, cellular component: nucleus.
UUACCAUCACCUCUCACUAAACUUUUGUUCAUUUUUUUUACAGAUUAGGACUAGAUGCAAAUUAUAAUUAUUACAAUUGUAUUUGUCCGUUCCGCUACUCCCACGUCCCUAGGUUCAAUUUGGUGUUCGGCAUUUGAUCGGUUGGAAGUCCUGGUUCAGGAUGAAAAGAUGCAGCGAGUCAUCAUCCCUUUGCCCAGAAUCAAAGAGGAAGAAAGAUAACAACGAUAUGUUGACAGAGAAUUUUGACGCUAAAAUAAAGAAUGACAUGAAGAAAAAACACCCCAGUGAACCCAAAAACCGAAAGGAACGCUCAUCUUGCUUUGUAUGCGGAAAUGCCGACCUUGCGUCCACAUCGAUGGCCAAAAAGCUAUACUCGAAGCAACUGGGUGAAUUUAACUCUAUUUUGGAAAAAUUACAUCCUGGUGCGGCGGAAGAAGAAAUUAUGGACAGUUGUAAAAUGUGCCUUGGUUCAAUUACGCAAGUCUGGGAUCUCCACCUGGAGAUGGUAUUAAUUGUGGAGAAUUGUUUCGAAAUUAUGAAUGCGAGGUUGGAUAAAAACUGUUUGUCUCCAACUAAAAGUACCCCAAGAAAAAAAGUAAAAACCUUACUUGAUAAUGCUUACAAAGUGAACAAAUUGAAAAACCACACCUUGUCAGAAUCAUCCUCACCUGAGGCGAUAAAUCAUCAAACUAAUCCUGAAGAUAACCUUGUUGACUCUGUUGAAUGGAAAGAAAUCCAAGUGACCGGUGGAAUUCCUCACAACUACAAUGAAGACAAACAACUUAAAGAACGUAAAAGUGGCCCAAGACCGAUGCGAAAAAGUAAAAUAAACGCUAAGGCUGUUAUUCGUUCUGUGACGAGGGCUGUUUCCCCUGAUAAAAAAAUAAAACAAGAAAAAUUGGAGGAAUCCGAUUUCGAAUUAGAUGCCGAUGAUGCAUACUUGAAAGGCGAAGAAGAAGAAGGGACAUCCGACUUCGAAAUUUCUCCAACAAAGAAACGUAUCCAAAAAGGGUCUACUUCAAUUUCCAAAAAACAAUUGCCUUGUCAAACCUGUGGCAAAAUAUUCUCUACCUCCACCACUCUUAGAACCCAUAACCUUCGUGUUCACGAUCAAACUAUGAAUCAUGAGUGUGAUUCCUGCGCUAAAAAGUUUUUCACUAUUACCGAGCUCCAGGCACAUAAGAAAUCAAUUCAUGAUCCCGACUCUUUUUGUUGCUCUGUUUGUGACAAGAAGCUGUCGUCCAGACGAAAUCUAGCUAUUCACGAAACUAUCGUGUGUAACGUAAUUUGGGAUGAAAAGGAACUGGCAGGAUUGAAACUCAAAAUUCAACAUUGCACUUUCGAAGGAUGCGCCAAGAAAUUUGCAAAAGACGUAGAGUUCCGGAGACACACAAAAACCCACACGAAUAUGAAAAACUUUACUUGUUCAACAUGUGGCAAGGCUUUCAAACUUCAAGUCUCUCUUGACCUACACUCCAAAAUGAUUUGUGGUUCAGGUUCAGACGAGCCUAUUGCUACCAAAAUCAGGUUGCGCCGUUCUUUCAACGCUAAGAAACCCAAAAACCUAAAAUGUCCAUUCUGUCCACGAAGAUUUAUUACAGCAAGAAUGUUGAGAUAUCACCAGGAAGAAAAAAAUCACAAGUCUGCAGAAGACGUAAUAGCGAUUUGUUACCUAUGUGGGGCCACCGUAACCACAGCUGGAUUACCGAGUCACAUCCGACGUGUUCAUGAAAAGGCGUACUCAUGCUUUUGUCCCGUUGCAGAAUGUAAGAAAGGUUUUUAUUCCACAAGUGAGAUGAUUCAACAUGAGCGAUACGUUCACUCUGGCCAACCACGCCCUAAACCAAUUAAAAACUUGAAAUGUUCGCUGUGUCCAACUCCAACAACAUUUGCACAUCCCUCUACCCUUGCAACGCACAAGGCUCGGAUACAUCUCACUACGAAGCCAAAAUAUCUAUGCGAUCAAUGCGACUUUAGUUUUUAUGCGAAACCCGAAUUGGUACGGCAUUUAAAGACGCACAACAAACCAGGCGUAAAUUGUCCUGAUUGUGGGAAACAUUUUGAGUAUGAAUUUCGUCUCAAGACACAUCAAGAACGAGGGCUUUGUUGGAAAAAGUCUCGACAUGGAGCUGGUCAAUCAAAAACAAGAAAGAAGCCAAGUGGAUGGUGUGCUAAAUGUGAUAAGGUGGUGGCGAGUAAUAAAUGGCUGUUGGCUAGACAUUGCAGGGAGGUGCAUCCAGUAGAUGUAAAGGUUGAGAUUGUUAAAGAUGAAGAAGGAGAGACCAAAUUAGGUGCCCCUGAAAAUUUGGAUAGUGCAAAUAUUCCAAAGACGAUGGAAUUUUUUCUUGUGCCAGAUCUGCAAGGAGAGGUUGAAAUUAGUAGCAGCAAUGGUUUGAUGAAUGAGGCAGUGAUAGUGGUGGAAUCGAUACAUAAUUAGUAGCAAGUAUUAGGUAUUGCAUGCAACAUGUAUGUACAUAUGCAAGCCCCAGCUCAGGCUAGAAAUGAGGAUUUGUAAUAAAUGUGGCGACUUUGCUUAAAAUGUAAUCAAAUUUAUGUACAUAAAAAUACAAUACCAUUCUUAGAAAUUAAAUUCAGCAUUCAGUAAGCUA